AUGUUGCAUCGAAGCUUCAAGCCCGCAAAGUGCAAAACAGCAUUGAAGCUCGCCGUUUCCCGCAUAAAACUUUUGAAGAAUAAGAGAGAAGCUCAAGUUAAGCAACUCAAGAGAGAGUUGGCUCAAUUGCUCGAGUCGGGUCAGGACCGAACUGCUAGAAUCCGGGUUGAACAUGUUGUCAGGGAAGAGAAGACGAUGGCAGCUUAUGAUCUUGUUGAGAUAUACUGUGAACUUAUCGCUGCACGUUUGCCCAUGAUCGAAUCACAAAAAAGCUGCCCCAUAGACUUGAAAGAAGCUGUUUCAAGUGUAAUAUUUGCAUCUCCAAGAUGUUCAGACAUACCAGAGCUCGUGGAUGUGAAGAAGCAAUUAACUUCUAAGUACGGAAAAGAAUUUGUCUCUGCAGCUGUUGAUCUACGCCCUGACUGUGGUUUGGUUGAGAAAUUGUCUGCCAAAGCACCUGAUGGUCCAACCAAGAUAAAAAUACUGGCUGCAAUUGCCGAGGAGCAUAAUAUCAAAUGGGAACCCAAGUCAUUUGAAGAAAAUGAUGUAAAGUCUUCUCAAGACCUGUUGAGUGGGCAAAGUACAUUUGAGAAGGCUGCUUAUGCUGAACCUUCUCAAAUCCACGUUCCACCUGUUCAUGAUGAAAAGGGUCCUUCUGUUGUUCGUGCUUCCUCACAAGUUAAACCAAUGAAUCAUGUUUCUACAAAUUCAUAUGAGCAGACUGCAAGUGGUGUCGCAAGAAAGGAUCCGUCAACAGCAUCAGGCAUGUCUUAUCAAGAAAUCGGAUCUUCAGGAACUGGAAGUCAAGAAACGGAUUUUCAAGUUUCAUACUCUGAUAACAGGAGUGCUUUUCCUGCGAGUAGGCAUAAGUGGAACAUGGAAUUCAAGGAUGCUGCCUCUGCUGCGCAGGCAGCUGCAGAAUCCGCAGAACGUGCUAGCAUGGCAGCAAGGGCAGCUGCAGAACUUUCAACCCGUGAAAACAUGACAAGGCAGUAUUCAAGUGGAUCCCAUAGUUCUUCUGGCAACGAGUUGAGAGAUGAAAGACCCCAAGAAUCCACUUUUCACGAUGACAAAAAUAUUUCUAGAAGUUCUGUUGAUGGUUACCUUUUUAGAAGCAGUUCUGAGACGCACAAUGAACAGAUUUCUGCCAGACAACAAAAUGAUCUGGUUGGAGCACCCGACGAAUAUUACAGGAACAGUCAUGAGAACAUGGGGAAACAUUCUCAGUCACCUUCAUUAAUGUCUGGUAGUACUUUUGGUGACAAUAAACUAUUUACUGAAGGUUCUCAAAUGGCUGAUAUAUAUCAGCAUAAAAACUCAUUUGAUCGAAAGAAUAGUGACUUACAUGAAAUGAGUAUAAGUAGACAAGCAGGUAGGAAUGAAGAAGAUUUUGUGACUGACCUUUAUGAUGACAGUGAUUUGAAUGCUGAAAACAAUUAUCACUUUGGUGAUGCAAGGACAAAUAAACCAUCUAGAAAAGCUUCCUCUUCUCAUCUCAUUACUCCAACUGAUGAUCACAAUGAUAAUUUGGACUUGAAUGGCUGGAAGACUGAGAACAAAGCUGUGAAAGACCUUUUUGUUGCUGAUGAAGCAAAAUCUCAGAAAAACUUUAUGGGAACAAGUUCUUAUAAUGAUACUUCUGUUGUAUUUGAUGAUUAUGGAUCAGAGGAUGAUGAUGGUUAUAAGUUUGAUGAUGAUAAAAAAUACAAUGGUGAAGGAUCUAGUUUGUUUGUUUCAUCCCCUGGCAGCAGAUCACAAGUUGAUUCUUGGGGCCAUGGACAAAACAUUGAAGAAAAAAUGAUAAGUUUUAGUACACAGUCACAUUUUUCUGCAGUUUCUGAAAGAUUGAAUGCGUCUUCAGUUUCUUCUGAAAAAGAAGACUUGUUGCCUGUCACUUUUGAUGAUUCAGAUGACCCAGGUUCAGAUAGCGAUAUGGAUUUGGUCAAGUCUAAGGUUUCUGGCCUGUCUGAUUAUGGAAAUUCCUCCCUUAAUCCAAUUGCAAGCAAUGGAGCUCUAGAAUCUUCAUCAAGUAAUGACAAAAAUAUGGGCACUGACAGAAAGUCUUGGUUGUCACCUUCUUCAGUUGGUUCAGAUACCGUGGAAGAGCAUUUUGAAACAAGGGAAGACACCACAACUUUGCCAAGAAAGAAUUUUGGUUAUGAUGACUUGUCAGCCAGUGUGCCGUCUACAAGGGAAAGAAGCUCUACAUCGGGUUUGGAUUUUGAGGCAAACAAUGAUACUGAAACUCUGCAGGAACUUCAUACAGAAAGUGGCAAGGAAUUAAGUUAUGGUAUCUUGAAGGGUGGUCUUCGCAACAAAGGUUUGAAGCGACCACCUUAUAUUAAGAAUACGAUGGAUGAUGUUUCAUCUUCAUUGGGGGACACUUCAAUCCAGAAUGAAAGAUCUUUGCCAACUGGGAUGACUUCAAUUGAUUUUGAUACUCCUGUUCAGGACAAGUACACGAGGGAAGUGAGCAGAGGAAACAAGACUGUGGCCUCGGAAGUGCACAACAUAUCUUCUGAUUCUGAUAGGUAUCGCUUAGUUGCAAAUUCACAGGAGACCCAUGCUAGUACUCUUGAAUCUCGUGUUCAGAAGGAGCAAAGUGAAGUAAAAAAUAAAUCAACCUCAAGGGCCUCUGUUACAUACUUUGAUUCUGAUAAUAGUGAUGUUGAAGUUGAACUUCCUAAUCAAAAUUCACCUAGUAUUGCCCGUCCUGUUAGUGGAAUAUCUCGAAGGACAUCUGCUUCUCCUAAAGCUGGUACAGGUUUAAGUUCAAGAGAUGCUCCUCUAUCCAAGGGUUCUGUCUCUCCUUCUACAACACUUGGAUGGAAAUCUUCAAGGACUUCUUAUGAGAAUAAUAAUAAUAAUAAUCAGAAUGCUUCAUCCAAGAUGAGGAGCUCUGAAAAUUGGACAGGAUCUCGGCCUAGAUCAGCCAAAAAUAAAGCAACUGAGCCAAUUUCAGAACCGAAAAGACCCUUGCAUGGGGAAAUUUUGAGAUCGCCUGAAAGGUUGCAACCUUCCAGUUCUCCUAAAACAGUGAUACAAAAUAGUAAAGAGGGCCAAGAUGAUUCUUAUGGAGAUACUUCCUCUAAUCAAAAGGUUGGGCACGUUCAUCCAAAGUUACCCGAUUAUGAUUCUUUUGCCGCGCACUUCCUUUCUCUUAAGAAGGGUCGUCAAUAA
Molecule: messenger RNA, 3180 nt
Organism: Sphenostylis stenocarpa
Lineage: Eukaryota; Viridiplantae; Streptophyta; Magnoliopsida; Fabales; Fabaceae
Source: the annotation of a GenBank genome assembly